CCUGUCUCUUUUCGUCAGUAAAGUUUCAGUUUCACUCGUGAUAUGUAAAGCUGAAAAUGUGACAAUAGUUGAGAAAUUAGCGGAAAACGAAACAAGAAAUCGACGUUUAAUCAAAUGCUUGUUAUUCUUCACUUUCCACGUUCCCGACAAGCAGAAGGCGAGCUAAAAACUUGUAAAACAAACUCUUUCGUUUCUCUCUCUCAUAAGUUGCACAUAUUUCGACUAUAAUAAUAACAAUACUAAUCACUAGACUUUUCUGCAAAAUCUAUUAUAAGCUCGAUUACUGAACAUUUAUGGCAUUGGCGAGGUUACUGAAGUCUACAGCUUCGUGUAAUUUCGAAGCCGUAGUGCGUCACAUAUCACCAGCGUGUUAUUAUUCAAACCUGAAUAAUUCCGGCCACUCAGUUUACUCCGGGCAUCGUAAACAAUAUCAAUAUAGGAAUUAUUAUCACCAGCAAUGUUUUCAUAAAACAAGUGCUUCUUAUGCAAAAUAUGGAAUUAUAUCUCUUGCAACUGGAGCAGCCUUUGGUUUAUAUGCUUACAUUCAGGCAAACCCAGAAUCAGCAGCAGACUAUGUGGAAGCUGGAAAACCUUUGGACAAUUUACCAACAUAUACAAAAGAGGAAGUAGCCAAGCAUUGUUCGAAAGAGACUAAAAUAUGGGUCACUUAUAAAAAAGGGGUUUACGACAUCACUGACUAUGUUGAAAGCCAUCCUGGAGGCAAGAAAAUUUAUCUGGCUGCGGGGAAAUCUAUAGAACCAUUCUGGUCACUAUAUGCUGUCCAUAAGAAUUCAGAAAUUUUUGCAAUCUUAGAAACCUAUCGGAUUGGUAAUUUUAAGCCUGAUGAAGAGGAUAUAAAAAAAGCCCAGGAUGUUAACGACCCUUAUGCUAAUGACCCAAAGCGACAUCCAGCACUGAUUCCAUCAUCUAUGAAACCAUUUAAUGCUGAACCACCAGUAGAAAUUCUAACUGAGAAAUUUUUGACACCCAAAGAAAUCUUCUUUGUCAGAAAUCACCUCCCUGUACCAGAAGUUAACGUGGAAACAUAUCGACUUGAUGUAACGACAGAAAAUUCUAAGAGAACUAUUAGCUUGUCAGUGAAAGACUUGAAGAAAUUUCCAAAACAUGAUGUCACAUCAGUGGUGCAGUGUGCAGGUAAUCGGCGGAGUGAAAUGAAAGAAAUCAAAACAGUAAAAGGCUUAAACUGGGGAAACGCUGCAAUUGGUAAUGGUGUUUGGAGUGGUGUACGGUUAAUUGAUGUCCUUAAACAUGCUGGUAUUGAUUUCACUAAUACAGGAUACAAACAUAUUCAGUUUGAAGGGCUGGAUUUAGAUCCCACGGGAGCACCCUAUGGAGCUUCAAUACCCAUUGAUUUGUUUAAAGUAAUUCAACAGGAUGUCAUUCUUGCAUAUGAAAUGAAUGGAGAAGAGUUAACGGCUGAUCAUGGUUAUCCAUUACGUGUUAUCAUUCCUGGUGUUGUUGGAGCCCGUCAGGUGAAAUGGCUGAAAAAGAUCAUACUCAGUUCUGAAGAAAGUACCAGUCAUUGGCAACGUCGAGAUUACAAAGGGUUUAACUCUUCAGUUGAUUGGCAUAAUGUUGAUUUUGAUUCUGCAGAAUCUAUUCAACAAUUUCCUGUACAGUCUGUGAUCUCUAACCCUUCCCAAGGUAGCCAUAUUAACGAAGAUGAUGAAGAGAUUGAAAUACAAGGAUAUGCUUGGAGUGGUGGUGGUCGUGGAAUAAUACGUGUAGAUAUUUCUGUUGACGGUGGAAAGACUUGGCAAACUGCAUCCCUACAGACAGCAAAGCAGUCUCUAUACCGUACAUAUGCAUGGACUUUAUGGUCAGCAACUGUUGAAGUCCCAAAAGACCACAAUGGUUCAUUGAAUCUUGUGUGCAAAGCAACUGAUAUUUCUUAUAACACACAACCUGAUUCUGUUGAAGGAAUAUGGAAUUUGAGAGGAGUCCUAAGUAAUGCUUGGCAUCGAGUUUUGGUACAUGUUGACAAGGAAGAAGCAUAAUUUCCCCAAAUAUUGCUAGGAAAGUUUUUUUAAGAAAAAACAAUUUUAAUUUUGUUUAUAUAUAUAUAUAUAAUAUAUAUAUAUAUAUAUAUAUAUAUAUAUAUAUAAGCCUACAUUUGGAAAACAGCUGGCUGUCAGAAAUAGGCGGCAUAUAACCAUACUGUGUUGUAGAUAAAUAUAGAGUACAAUAGUUUAAGGUCUGUCCGGUGGCCUCUUACAUAGGAGUUUCUUAGGUAUGCAGUCACUUCUUCAGAUAGUUUGAACAAUAAAAAAAAAAUUGGAAGAUAAAAAAAAUUGUUCAGCCAGAUUGGCUUGCUGAUGGUCUCAGGAAGUACGCAAAUUGUUAGUUUUUUUCCCUUCUCGUUGUGGGUUUUGCUUUUAAUUUUUCCUCCUAUAUUUCCUAUAUCAUACUUUAUCUCGUAUUUAAUCAAGCAGCUACUUGCCAAAUGGUCAGAUCACAUUGACUUCAAAUAUUCUGCUAGAGGCCACAACACAGAAUUUUCAUCAACACACAUCUACAACACAGUGUGGUUAUAUGCCUUCUAUUUCCGACAGCCAGCUCUUUUCCCAAAUAUAGGUUUAUUAACUGUUUAUAUAUCUAUGAAUAUAUACAUAUGUAUAUAUGUAUAUACAAGCAGAGUUUAUAUAAUAUCCAUGAACCAAUAUUAGAUAGAAUAAACACAGUUUGUGGUUGGAUGCUUUAGAAACUGCGUAACAGGUGGCUACUGGACUGGUCUUAAUGAACUAUAAUACCUGUGUGUGUGUGUGUGUGUGUGUGUGUGUGUGUGUGUGUGUGUGUGUGUGUGUGUGUGUGCAUACAUACAUAUUUAUACACACAGACAUACUCAAACAUAAACGCACACACAAGCACACAGUGAUUUUUCAUAACGGUGAGGAAAUAAAUAAAAACGAAAAUAAAGAAUUUUCACCUCAAAAGCUUUACCCAAACUGCCUCAUAACAAGUUUUGAAUAUUACAGACUUCUGGAAAUAAAAUCAAAACAAGCAAAACACACACACACACACACAUGCAUACACACACACACACACACACACACACACGCAUGCACACACACAGUGACACACACACACACACACACACACACACACAUGCAUGCAUGCAUACAUGGUACACAAAAUUAUAAUUUUCUUACUGGGCCAAUAGAAGAGCAGGAUACUUUCCAUCUCCUGAUCGAUGUUUCAAUAUAUUUCAAAUCUGUUACAUACAUCGCUUUGCAUAAACACUUGCUAACUAGAAUUACAAGAUAUAAUUUAUAGAUCCCAAAAUAUUUUUUGAUGACUUUCUACACCGGAGUCUCCUGCAUUAAUGUGCAUUAUUAUAUUUGAGACAAAAUUUAAUAAAGGAUGUUUAAUUUUAA
Messenger RNA from Octopus sinensis (East Asian common octopus), 3395 nucleotides. RefSeq names its product sulfite oxidase. The record is from RefSeq and is a predicted model, not a curated record. Gene Ontology annotation, molecular function: oxidoreductase activity; molybdenum ion binding; heme binding. NCBI's taxonomy places the organism in Eukaryota, Metazoa, Mollusca, Cephalopoda, Octopoda, Octopodidae. Bases 294 to 2018 code for a protein of 574 amino acids. The transcript has 3 exons. Gene Ontology annotation, cellular component: mitochondrion.